Molecule: messenger RNA, 780 nt
Organism: Abrus precatorius (Indian licorice)
Lineage: Eukaryota; Viridiplantae; Streptophyta; Magnoliopsida; Fabales; Fabaceae
Product: bidirectional sugar transporter SWEET9-like
Exons: 6
Coding region: 1-780 (259 amino acids)
Biological process (GO): carbohydrate transport
Cellular component (GO): membrane
Molecular function (GO): sugar transmembrane transporter activity
Source: RefSeq, a predicted model, not a curated record
AUGUUUUCAUUUUCUGAUCAUGAGAUGGUUUUGAUCUUUGGUCUUCUAGGUAACAUCGUGUCAUUCAUGGUGUUCUUAGCACCCUUGCCAACCUUCUAUACAAUCUACAAGAACAAAUCAUCAGAGGGGUUUCAAUCAAUCCCAUAUGUGGUUGCACUUCUUAGUGCAUUGCUGCUGCUAUAUUAUGGGUUCAUAAAGACCAAUGCCACUUUAAUUAUCACCAUCAACUCUAUUGGAUGUUUUAUAGAAGUUGCAUACUUAACAAUGUACAUUAUAUAUGCUCCCAAGAAGCAGAAGAUUUCCACUUUGUUUAUGAUACUCAUUCCUGACCUUGGAGGUUUUGGCUUGACCAUGUUAAUCACAAACUUUGCUGUGAAGGGCAUCAACCGUGUUCAUGCUGUUGGAAUGAUUUGCGCUAUUUUUAACAUUGCAGUGUUUGCUGCUCCUUUAAGCAUCAUGAGAAAGGUCAUAAAAACCAAAAGUGUAGAGUUCAUGCCAUUUUCAUUGUCCUUCUUUCUCACCAUCUGCGCCACCAUGUGGUUUUUCUAUGGGCUCUUCGACAAGGAUUACUACAUUAUGCUGCCAAAUGUGCUAGGAUUUCUAUUUGGCGUCUCUCAAAUGAUCUUAUACACCCUAUACAAGAAUGCUGAGAAGAAUAUAGACACCGAUUGUUCAAAGAAGCCAGAAUGGGGGGGCACAGUGAACUCCACACAGCAUAACUGCGAUGGCAAUAAACUCGACUUCCCUUCACUGGUGGAAAUGAAAGAGGAUCAAGUUUGA